AUGGAGUAUAUAAUAUUCAAUCAUCGAGGUCAGGCCAACAGCGUCGGUCGGAAAGUAGAAAAAUCACAAUUAUCCGGGGAGAUAUUAGUCGAAAACUAACGCGGGUCCCCAGUAAAUAUGCGCAAGCGUAAAUUGUACAUACAGUGAAACGAAUGCAGCCAGCGUGCGAAGCACUAAAAGCGAAAAACGCCAGAAACAGAAACAAGAAGGAAUUGCAGCUGCAGUCACGUCGUGGGCCAAUCCCAAUCCCAUUAGUCCCCACCCGGAGCUGGAGUGGUAGCCUAACAUGGAUAUAGAAGUCAAGCAUAGAGAUUAGCCGAAUCCUUUGAAUUUUAAAUUCAAGAUCCUAAUUUAAUAUAGCCAAGUAGCAUAGCGUAGUCUAUAGCCCCUAGCCAGCGGAACGGUUCCAAGCCGCAAGCAACUCGCGUUCGUAGUCCAGAUCGUUCCUUAACCGAAUCCCCCGGACACCAGCGAAAAAAACCACAGAGGCACUUCGAGGAGCAACAUCAUCAUGACGACCGACACCCGCCGACGCGUCAAGUUGUACGCGCUGAAUGCGGAGCGCCAAUGGGAUGACCGUGGCACGGGUCACGUGUCCUCCACCUACGUGGAGAGGUUAAAAGGCAUCUCGCUUCUGGUUCGCGCCGAAUCCGAUGGAUCGCUGCUUUUGGAGAGCAAGAUACAACCGGACACCGCCUACCAGAAGCAACAGGACACACUGAUUGUGUGGUCCGAGGGCGACAACUUUGACUUGGCCCUGAGUUUCCAGGAAAAGGCGGGCUGUGACGAGAUAUGGGAGAAGAUAUGUCAGGUGCAAGGCAAGGAUCCCUCUGUAGAGAUAACACAGGACAUUGUCGAAGAGUCUGAGGACGAGCGUUUUGAGGAUAUGUCGGACACCGCGCCACCCAUUGAGCUGCCACCCUGCGAGCUUUCCCGGCUGGAGGACAUUUCGGAAACGAUACAGAGCUGCCUCUCUACGCCGCUGCGCAAGGAGAAGCUAUCAAUGGCCCUGGAGUCGGAGAGCUAUAUCAAGAAGCUGCUGAACUUGUUCCACGUGUGCGAGGACCUGGACAACACCGAGGGUCUGCACCACCUCUUCGAGAUCUUCAAGAACAUUUUCUUGCUGAAUAAGAACGCGCUCUUCGAGAUAAUGUUUGCGGAUGACACCAUCUUCGAUGUGGUCGGGUGCCUUGAGUACGAUCCGAGCGUGGCUCAGCCCAAGAAGCAUCGCCAGUAUCUGAAGCAGUUGGCCAAGUUCCGCGAGGCGGUGCCGAUCAAGAACCAGGACCUGCUGGCCAAGAUCCACCAGACGUUCCGGGUGCAGUACAUCCAGGACAUUAUCCUGCCCACGCCGUCGGUCUUUGUCGAGGACAAUAUGCUGAACACUCUGUCCAGCUUCAUCUUCUUCAACAAGGUGGAGAUUGUCACAAUGAUCCAGGACGAUGAGCGCUUCCUGCUCGAUGUGUUCGCGGUGCUGACGGAUCCCGCCACCGGCGAUGCGAAACGCCGCGACACAGUCCUCUUCCUGAAGGAGUUCUGCAACUUCGCCCAGAACCUGCAGCCGCAGGGCAAGGACUCGUUCUACAAAACUCUCACCUGCCUGGGCAUCCUGCAGGCGUUAGAACUGACACUCGUGAUGAACGACAAGAAGACCAAGUCGGCCUCCAUCGAUAUCCUCACGGCCAUCGUUGAGUUCUCGCCGUUGGUGGUGCGCAACUACACGCUCAACCAGGCCAACAGGCCGGAGGGGGAGCGUAUGCUACUGAACAUUGCCAUCGAACAAAUGCUGAACGACUCGGAGCCGGAGCUUGGUAUUGCGGUGCAGCUGAUGGGAAUCGUUAAGAUCCUGUUGGAGCCGGAGAACAUGCUCACCGAGAAGGGCGAUUUUCUCAACUUCUUUUACAAAUACAGUGUCCAGACGUUAGUGGCCCCAUUGAUGCUUAACACCAUGGGCGACCGUCCGCAGAACGAGGACUAUCAGACGGCCCAGCUGCUGGGCAUCGUCCUGGACAUUCUGUCGUUCUGCGUGGAACACCACAGUUAUCACAUCAAAAACUUUUUGCUGCAAAAGGAUCUCCUCAAGCGAAUUCUGGUGCUGAUGAAGAGCACACAUACGUUCCUUGUCCUCGGCGCCCUGCGACUUCUGCGCAAGAUAAUUGCACUCAAGGAUGAGUUUUACAACAGACACAUUGUAAAGUGCAAUCUGUUUGCGCCGGUGGUGGAUGCCUUCAUCCGCAACAACGGCCGCUACAAUCUGCUGGAGUCGGCCAUCCUGGAGCUGUUUGAGUUUAUAAAACUCGAGGACAUCCGUACUCUGUGCGUUUACUUCGUGGAGAACUUUAGCAAGAUAUUUGAUGAAAUCGAAUAUGUGCAGACAUUCAAGUACUUGAAGAAUCGCUACGAUCAGUACCAGGAUCGGCUAAAGGACCGCGACAAGAUGGAGAACCGCACGGACGGUGGCCUGCCCAUCAUCCGUAGCGGUGGCCGGUUUCGUCGGGAUCAGCGGCAGAUGGAGGAAGAGGAGGAGAUGUGGUUCAAUGAGGAGGACGAUUUCACUGAGGAGAUCGACACCUACAGCAAUGUCAUGAAAUCCGUCAGCGAAAAGAAUGGCCCGCAAACGCAAAACCAGCAGAAAUCCUCUCCGCCGCACAGUACGUCGCCGCACAGUGGUUUGCUGGGUAACCUGAGCACCACCGCGUCAUCCACUGCCACAUCCGCCUCGUCAGGCGCUCCAGUGGCCAGUGGCAGCAGUAGCCCCGAGGCGAUCUCAGCCGACGAGCAGACGCAGACGGCAGUGCAUUUAGUCGCCGCUGCCAACAUCGCACUUCAGCACCACCAGCAGCAGCAGCAACAGCAGCAGAACCCAUUCCAGCAACAGACCCAGCCCGAAAUCGCGGAGCUGCAACAGCAGCUGCGCGGCGUGGAGACGCCACAAAGCCAGGACCUGGAGCUGUCGCAAUCGGCCGUAGCCAGCGUAUCGCCCUCUUCGUCAUCCUCGUCUCUGGAGGCAUCCACGUCCUCUUCAUCGGCGUCCUCGUCUUCAUCCUCGUCGUCAUCGUCCUCGCCGCCCGGGUCAUCCUCGGCCGCAUCUCUUUCCGACUCGGCGACAGUGGCGGCCGUGGCAGCUUCUCAGUUUCUCUCAACGAUCGCCACGGCCAUGGCGGCGUCUGUUACGGCGGCGGCGGCGGCCACAAGCGGCUCCCCCAACCUGUCGCCAGCUCCGGCUGUCUCCAGUCCGGAUAUCGAGAGCGCCGACGCCCAGUUGCCGCCCAGCGAUGACGCCAGCAGCCCGGUCAGCGGGGAUCAAGAUGCGAACAGCGCGGAAGCUGCCAGCAGUGAGGCAGAUAAGGCGACGGGCAAAAAGGGUCUGGUGGACUACGAGAGUGAUUCUGGCGAAGAUGACUACGAGGAGGACGAGGACUCCGAGGGGCCACAAGCACAAAAGCGCGCGCGUCUGGCAUAGUUGGCAGAUGAUGAAUACAGCGGCAUCAAUUAUAAAUUAGUACACACAUAACAGAACACAACCAACCACGGCAUACAACAAACAACAAGCAACACACAGACCCCCAACACACACACCAACGAAUGUUAGGAUCGCAUUGGCGGCAACGACAGGACAGCACAGCAGACAGCCGUACGAUGUAAGAUCGAACAAGAAAGCAUACAAUUAAAUUUUAGCAUAAAAUUUAUUUUAAAGGAGGAGCAAACAACACCUAAAGUAAACGAGAAAUUAUAAAUCUUACUUUACUAAAUUAAAUAACUACAUAUAAAUAUAUAUAUUCAAAUAUAUAUGCAUAUGAAAACACAGCUAACUAUAAAUGAUCAGCAUCCACAGGCAAAGAUGCAGAGAUGCAAACGAGUGCGUGUUGUUCGCGAGUUGGCAAAGCAUUAACGAAACAAACCAAAAUAAAAUGUAUUUAGUAGUUAAAUCCCACACAAGAGAAACGCAGCAAAAAGGAGGAGGUGCCGUCAGGUGGUGGAGGACAUUUGUACACAGGCAACAUCCAUUCGCAAUGUCCCUAGUAUAUCAGCAGUUAACAGAUCCUGUGAAGUUGGCUGCCGGCUUAGAAUGUCGGUAUUUGAAGGACAAUUAAUAAAAUUGUGUCUUGCGCCUAGCUUAGUUGUAAUGCUUAGAGUUAAUCACUUUUACUAUCAUUACCUAUGAGAACGAUUUCCUGCCAAUUGCACCACUAUCACUCGUAGCGCUGUUUUCAACUGACAAUUUGAGUAAACACUUCUUAUCGCAAAAGCCUUUAUAAAAGUUUCUAUUGCAAACAGCGCUGUAACAUCUUAAGCAACGUACAUCUGUGUUAUGUUACUAAAUUUUAAAUUUUGAACUAUUCCUAAAACAGUAAAAUUUGUAUCAAUUGUUUUUUUUUUGUUUAAUUGUUUUUUGAAUAACAACCAGAAGCCAUGGUUGCCAACUUGACAAAAACUGUUAAUCCCUUGAGUUAGACGCAGAUAACACUUGAACCCAAUGAACCUUGUAUAUAAUUUAGUCAGUCUCAAUACGCGAUUAGUUGAUAACUGCCCUAGCACCACUGACGCCCACAUUAAGCCCAAACAAUUGAUCUUGAAGGAAUCGAAGGUUUUGCACAUUAUCGAGCAGAUUGAAUUUCAAACUCUUGUGGGUGAUAACUUGAGAAGCGUUGUCUGACUGUGUAAUUAAAAACAAUUGUUGCGCUAUCCUUGCAUUAUUGAAACACACUCACCACAAACACAUCAAUAAAUAACUAAUUAUAAUGAUAACAAAUAGAUCGUAAAAUAAAACUAAAGUGGGGUAAAAAAACAUCAGCAAACAAAUAACAAUAACGUAAAUUAAAAUAGUCUCUUCAGUUCUCGUGUAAGUUUUUUUUUUUCAUAUUUAACGUUUAAUUUGUAUUGAACGACUGUAGAUGGGCUCACUUGGAACCACUCCACUCCACCCACAAACGCAUAAAUACGUUCGCCCACGCUAUAACCAAUCGACAUCCCACAACCACAAUGACAGAAAGUAAUAAAGUUAUUUGUUAAUAAUCGUAUUUGCCAUGUGCGUUGCGUACUGUACUACAUUUAUUUAUUUUAGUGUUUAAAAGAACUUGUCACUGCAAACGGUUUCCCUUGAGCAACCGAUCGUUUGUUCCUCUCCCGAAGCCCACGAUCUUAAGAAUACACCCAUGAUAAAGCCGCGGAGAACGUAUCCAUACAUAUAUCCUUCCAAGUUGAUGUUUUGUUUGAUUGAUUGAGCAACAUUAACAAGACGCAUUCGCAAAGUGCAUGAACAAGAAUGAUGAAUAAAAA
Drosophila suzukii is the source of this 5280-nucleotide messenger RNA. RefSeq names its product serine/threonine-protein phosphatase 4 regulatory subunit 3 flfl (gene flfl). Gene Ontology annotation, biological process: DNA damage response; protein dephosphorylation. Gene Ontology annotation, molecular function: protein phosphatase activator activity. The record is from RefSeq and is a predicted model, not a curated record. Lineage: Eukaryota; Metazoa; Arthropoda; Insecta; Diptera; Drosophilidae. Gene Ontology annotation, cellular component: protein phosphatase 4 complex; nucleoplasm.